UAGAUGUUAAAAGUCAUUUUGGAAACACCUGGAAGAUACUCCCAGCUCCGAUGGCCAUGGCGAACAACAGCACCACGGCCAACAGCCACCCAGCGCCGCCGUACCGCCCCUACCGCCUCAAGAAGAUCCUCACCGGCCACACACGCGCCGUGUCCAGCGUGAAAUUCUCCAACAGCGGCGCGCUCUUCGCCUCCGCCUCCCUCGACAAAACCCUAAUCGUGUACUCCACCGAGACCCUCUCCCAAAUCUCCCGCCUUAUCGGCCACGCCGAGGGCGUCUCCGACCUCGCCUGGUCCUCCGACUCCACCUACGUCUGCUCCGCCUCCGACGAUCGUACGAUCCGGAUCUGGGACGCACGCGCCGCCGAGUGCGUGAAGACGCUCAAGGGCCACACCGACAUGGUCUUCUGCGUGAAUUUCAACCCGCAGUCGAAUCUAAUCGUCUCCGGGUCCUUCGACGAGACGGUUAGGGUUUGGGACGUCAAGACAGGGAAAGCCGUCCACGUGAUUCGGGCCCACGCGAUGCCGGUGACCUCGGUGCAUUUCAACCGGGACGGCUCGCUGAUCGUGUCCGGAAGCCACGACGGGUCGUGCAAGAUCUGGGACACGGCCACCGGGACAUUGCUGAAGACGAUGAUCGAGGAUAAGGUGCCGGCCGUGUCAUUUGCUAAAUUCUCGCCCAACGGCAAGUUCAUUCUGGUGGCCACACUGGACGAUACACUCAAGCUAUGGAACUACUCGGCUGGGAAGUUCUUGAAGAUAUAUACAGGCCAUGCGAACAAAAGCUUCUGCAUAACCCCAACAUUCUCCGUGUCUGGUGAGAAGUACAUAGUGAGUGGUUCAGAGGAUAAACUUGUGUAUAUUUGGGAUUUACAAGGUAAAAAUCUUGUACAGAAACUCGAAGGGCACACGGAUACUGUUGUUUCUGUAACGUGUCAUCCCACUUUGAACAUGAUUGUUUCUGCCGGGCUUGAUAAUGACCGGACGGUAAGAGUCUGGGUUCAAGAUUAGUUUUUUUUAUGUGUCGAGUUUGUGAAUGGGUCUCGUUUAUUUCCUUUUGAUUUUUCAGGGGAGCAAGAGGUUUCGGUUUUGUAGAGUUGAGUUGAGUUUGUGUAUUAGUUUUUGGAAGGCAAUUACUGAACUACUAAUUACAUCAUUACAUGUAUGGUUAUAGAUUUGAAAAGCUCUUAACCAACAGGUUUGUUAUUGCAGAUGUUUGUAUACUUUCUUGACCAACAGUAAAAUCCGUACGAAUUGUCUCAUAGUGUAAUGUGGUUGUGUGUUGAUCUAAUGGUAAAAUCCCUAGUGCUUUUAAAUUAAAUGAGCUUGGCUCGGCUCGUUUGAUGAGCAAGUCGAGCUCGGCUCGGUUCGAUAAGGCUCGUUAAAGUUCGAA
Molecule: messenger RNA, 1392 nt
Organism: Striga asiatica
Lineage: Eukaryota; Viridiplantae; Streptophyta; Magnoliopsida; Lamiales; Orobanchaceae
Source: the annotation of a GenBank genome assembly